Aphanomyces astaci is the source of this 1557-nucleotide messenger RNA. Its product is annotated as AGC protein kinase. Lineage: Eukaryota; Oomycota; Saprolegniomycetes; Saprolegniales; Verrucalvaceae. Gene Ontology annotation, molecular function: ATP binding; protein serine/threonine kinase activity. The coding region runs from base 14 to 1390 and encodes 458 amino acids. Gene Ontology annotation, biological process: protein phosphorylation. The record is from RefSeq and is a predicted model, not a curated record. The transcript is spliced from 8 exons.
ACAAAGUGUGGCGAUGGGGAACAAGGCAAGCAAGGGUGGCGGCAGCUCCAAGGGACUGCGUCCAGGUGUGCACAGCGAAUCCGCCACGGGAGGAUUGCGCCCGCAGCCCCUCCCGCAGACUAGACAGCCGAAUGCGAGUGCUCCUGCGCCGCAUUACCGACAACAAGAGAACAAGGCGUCCGCGGUGUUGCCGCCGCCUGUACCGAACGCCGUGCCAGUCGCGUCCACGCAGGUCCCUGUAGCGGCCACGUCGUCCACUGCGGCGGGGAAGACCGCUACAACCGAGCCUGAUUCGGACGGCGAAGACAUCAGUGGUCCGAGUGAGCAAGUAACGAUCAAAGACGCAGACGGGUCCACGGUGGUGCAGGCGAAAGUGACGAUCGAGGACUUUGACUUGCUCAAGGUGCUGGGCAAAGGCAGCUUUGGCAAGGUCAUGAUGGUGCGGAAGAAGGAGAACCAGAAGAUCUACGCCAUGAAGACCCUGCGCAAGGCCGCGCUGAUCAAGCGCAACCAGCUCUUGCACACCAAGACGGAGCGCAACAUCUUGCAGCAGAUCAAGCAUCCGUUCUUGACCACAUUGUCCUACGCGUUCCAGACCCCCGAAAAGCUGUACUUGGUCAUGGACUACUGCCCCGGCGGCGAGUUGUUCUUUUGGUUGAAGAAGGAUCGUCGGUUUUCCCAAACCAAGGCGCGGCUGUUCGCCGCGGAAAUCCUCCUCGCGCUGCAAGAACUGCACACGCAUGACAUCAUUUACCGCGACCUGAAGCCAGAAAACAUCCUCUUGGACUUGGACGGACACAUCCGCCUCACAGACUUUGGUCUGUCCAAGGAAGCCGUGACGGGCGCCGGCGCCGUCGGCGGCACCAAGACGUUCUGUGGCACCCCCGAGUACUUGGCCCCGGAAAUUCUCGAAAACAAAGGGCACGGCAAGGCGGUGGAUUGGUGGAGUUUAGGCACGCUCAUCUAUGAAAUGCUCACAGGACUCCCUCCGUUUUACGACCAAAACAUGCAGCGCAUGUACGACAAGAUUAUCAACGCGCCGCUGCGAUUUCCGUCGUUCAUGUCGGCCGAAGCCAAGAGUCUGCUCACGGGUUUGUUGCAGCGCAAGGUGGGGGAUCGAUUGGGUAGUGGCCCCACGGAUGGCGAAGAGAUCAAGUCGCAUCCGUUCUUUGCUGGGUUGGACUGGGACCAAGUGUACCGUAAAGAGGUUACGCCCGAGUUCAAACCCCCCAAUCGGCUGGGCUCGAUUGACACGAGUAACUUUGAUUUGGAAUUCACGGGUGAAAAGCCCGUCGACUCGGUCGUGACGACCACCAUGAGCGAAACCCAGCGCACCAAGGCGCAAUUCUCUGGGUUCACAUACAACGCUGACUCGGAAUUGGAAAAGUAGAGUGAGGUGUCGUACACAGCAACACCCUUUGAUAAUUGCAUGCAAUGGCUAUUCGAUUCGCCUCCCCAGUCCAAUUUAGUGUUGAAUACACAAUACCACGCGCAUUGUCGAGAUGCCGUCGUAUGGCAUAUAUUACAGCGAAAGUAACUUUAGAUGGCCAACAUCGC